UUUUUUUUUUUUUUUUUUUUUUUGUUGCUUAUAGAUCGAUGUCUGAAUCUAAUCUUAUAUUUGAACCAGAAGGUAGAUUUCUUUCCUUGCGUGGACCAUAUAUAAAUCAACUUGGAUUACAGUCUGAUCUUCAUGUUCAACCUGAGUAUAUAGAAAAUCGCUUGAUAAGAGAUGGGGAAGAAAAUGGCCAUCAUAUUACGGUUAUUAAUCAUUUAGAAAUUACAUCUCUAAUUCCUUUAUAUGAUAAAAAUAAGGAAGAAAAUGAUAUAACUAUUAGUAAAGGACAACAUAAAAAAUUGUUUAAAAAGACACAGAAAGAUAUUCAUGAUACAAUCGUGAAUCAAUUUGGCUCGGCAUUAGAUUGGCAAAGACCUAUUGAUCUUGGUAUUGGGCAUUGUGCUGAUGAAGAAGCUAAUACCUACUAUCGCGUAAUUCAUUGGCCUUUUGGACAAAUGAUACGUGAAAAAAUAGGCUUGCCAAAAACAAACUUCCAUAUUACAGUUGGGUUUUCGCCUCGAGACGUUCAUAUUUACAAAGGACCUGCUACCUUGAUUUGUCUACGAAAAGGAGAACACUGUUCUCAAAAACAGUUACAAAAAUUAAUAGACGUAGUAGAAUAUUAUUUUGAGGACAAAGUAUUCAUCAAAGCACUUUAUCAAACUUGUUGGCGGCACAAAUAUAUCAAAGAGUUUUGCAGCUUGACAAGAAUUUAUAUAUUUUGUAAGUUUAUCGUAUUAUGUUUUAGGAAACUCUUUGUCUAAAUUCCUAUUUAAUAGUAUUUUUGAAAAGACGUUCGAAGGUCCAUCGACUAUCUUAUAUAUUUUUCUUUUUGGCCUGUUUUAUUUUUCUUCGUUAUAACAGAACAGCUUAAAGUUCUAUACUGAAAAAAAAAAGAUGAUUAUGACUUUCUUGUAUAUAAUUGAACAGUUUCCUUUUUAUAUAUACAUGUAUACUAUUACACCUGCUUUAAUUGUUUAAUUUACAUGAUUUAGAAUACUGUAUCAGAAAGAAGAGUAAAUCAAAUAAAAACACUAGCAGUUAUCUUUAACAUUGAUAGAGUAUUUAAGUUAAAUAACUUGUAUCUGUAUCAACAAAUGUGGGUAACUUUCCUUUUAUAUACAAGUAUGUAUUUACAUGUAUCUAUUUUAUCAAAAUGAUGCCCGCAAAAGAUAUAUAUCAUUUUCUUAUAAGCCAACGUAUAAAGAGCUUC
Cokeromyces recurvatus is the source of this 1210-nucleotide messenger RNA. RefSeq lists its product as uncharacterized. The transcript has a single exon. The record is from RefSeq and is a predicted model, not a curated record. Bases 39 to 761 code for a protein of 240 amino acids. NCBI's taxonomy places the organism in Eukaryota, Fungi, Mucoromycota, Mucoromycetes, Mucorales, Mucoraceae.